GCUUAAGAAAAUUUCGUUAAAAAGAAAAUAAAUCUACGAGGAAAAACUGUGUAAAAUGGCUGAACAACAAGAAACCAAUGUGUUACAAAUUGUCUCGCUGACUAUUGAAAACUGUUUGGGCUGCGAGAAGGAGUUUUUGAAGUUCUCCCAAGUUGACAAUGUGCAUCUCUUGCUGUACAAUCUGGACAAGCCGAAUGGCACAGUGCCAUCGUCGUCCCUGAUGGUGACGCCCGUGGGCCUCGCCCUGCAGCUGAUGUGCAGCAUGGAGUACAGCAAUGGCGAGAGCUUGCGCCGCUUGUCACAGCUGGAAAUAGGCAAGGGCAGCGUGAAGAUGAGCUUCAAGCUGGAGCGCCUGGGGGGCAUUAGUGUUGAAUACGAUCCGGAUCCCGAGAGCGACCUGGACCUGGAGCCCAGCACUUCGAAGCAGGCCCUGGAGCGUCAGGAGCGCCGCGCUCUGAUGAAGCAAAUUAUGCGCUCGCGCCGCCAAAUGGUGUACGAGGUGAACGUACAUCGCCGCUUCGACGACGAGGACUGCUUGGACUACAUUAGCUUCCAGCUCAAUAUGGGCGAGUGGCGCGAGGUGUCCGUUGUCGAGUUCCACAACAUAUUCUUCGUACAGCCGCCGCGACUGACGGAGCUGAUGUGCACCUACCAGCAGGAGUACGCCAAUAACUGGCUCAAGAUUAUUCAGGCCGAUGCCAGCACCUAUCGCAAUCUCAGGGAGGAUGGAAAUCCGUUUGACACUUUUGUCAAGCUGUUGGAUCGCCAAAACAACGACCAUCAGCAGGCUCUUCUGAAGAAGCUGGCCACCAAUUGCCUGGCUGCCAGCGAGGCGACUCGCCAGAGCGAACGUCGCUUCCUGUUGCAAAUGUUCGACAGAGUUCGCAUCAUCUUCGAGUACAUCACGAUCAAUGAGUACACCGUGUGGUUCUUUGUGCCACGCCUCAAUCGCUAUACUGCUCUGGAUCAGGUGACCGUGGACGACUUUGACUUCUGUAACGUGCGCAGCAGCAUCAAGCUGAUUCGUGACGAGAGCGACUCCUUUUGGAAUCGCACUGACCACAACAUCAUGGAUAUACUGCUGGUGGCCUUUCAGCUGGCACUCGCACACAUUGCCAAGCAGUCGGUGCUGUUCCUGGGCCAACUCGAAAAGCUGAGCGAGUUUGUAUGCCUCCAGUACGCCACGGCCACCUUUAUGAACGGCACCCAAUCGAAGGCAGAUGGCCAAGGCAACUCUACUAAGUGGUUCUGCUUGCGCUACUUGCAUCGCAUUAUUGAGCUCGCGGAGACCCUGGGUCUGGUGGUCUUCAUUGAGUAUCCGGGCGCCAUGACGCUGCUCCCGGAGAAUCGCCAGGUAAUCAAAUGUGUGCAGCAGCGCGACGACAAAACUGGCGCCAUCUCUUGGCAGCUGAGCGAGGAUGUGACCAAAAAGGCCCCCAGUGGCAUUCAUGUGAUCAAGGAGGCCAUCAAAUUGGACUAAAUGCAUGUUCCA
Drosophila navojoa is the source of this 1492-nucleotide messenger RNA. It is a transcript of the gene ord, whose product is annotated as orientation disruptor. The record is from RefSeq and is a predicted model, not a curated record. Lineage: Eukaryota; Metazoa; Arthropoda; Insecta; Diptera; Drosophilidae.